AUGGCGAGCGUCUUUAUCGACCCGCAAGACCUGCCCGACACGGGCUACGGCCUCGUCCAAGUGCUCUUCCUCGGCGCCGUCUACGGCUCCGUGCUCUUCACGGCGAGCAACCUCAUCUCGGACGGCAGUGAGCUGCUCUUGCUCGUGCCGUCGCUCGCGGGGCUCGUCGGCAGCAUUGUGCUCCCCGUCUUGGGCGCUGUGCCCGACGGUGCGAUCGUGCUCUUCUCGGGCAUGGGCCCGCACGCCCAGGAGCAGAUCUCGGUCGGCGUCGGGGCCCUCGCGGGCUCGACCAUUAUGCUGCUCACGCUGCCCUAUGCGCUGAGCGUCUACGCCGGCCGCGUGAACUUGGACGCCUCGGGACGGGGCAACUACGUCCGCCCCAAAGGCAGCAGCAACGACAAUGACUGGGCAAAGCUCAUGCCCCGGGGCCACCGCCACUGGACGCGCACGGGCGUUGUGCUGGUUGACGAGAUCGCCUGCACGGCCCGCAUCAUGAUGGGCACGAGUCUGAUCUAUUUGAUUCUGCAGGUGCCCGCGCUGUUUUACACGGGAAACGCUGCAGCCGAUGCCCAGCGGAUGGACAAUGCAGUCGUGGCACGGGCCGAGCGCCCGUUUGCGCUCGUAGCGUGUGCCGUUGCGAUGCUGUCGUUCGCGCUGUACCUGUUGUGGAGCGUGCGGCGGUCGUCGGGGGUGCAAGACGAUGUGAUUGACGAAGUGCGUGUCGCGGCGAUCCGCAAUGGAGAGAUCAGUCUCUCGGGUCUCUUGGCCAAAGAAGUGGCCACGCUCAAGACCGAAGCGGCCGCGCAGGCAACGACCGUGGCCACGCCGCUGUGUGCGACGCGCGCGCAGUUUACCCGCGUGGCCGACGUGAUCCGCCCGUUUUUCCACGCGUACGACCGCAAUCGCGACCGCCGCAUGGACAGCGACGAGCUGCAGCUGUUUUUCCACGACUUGGGCGAGCGCUUGUCGCGUGAAGAAGUGGAGACGUGGAAAGCUGCGGCCGACAAGGACCAGAGCGGGUUCAUUGAGUUUCACGAGCUCGUGGAAGCCACGCUGCGGUACCUCUUGGCCAAGUACGAGACGGAACGCCACGGGCGCGCGGCCGUCUCAAUGCACCGCGUGGUGGUCGAGCAGCAGCAGUCGCUGGGCCUUGCGGCGCAUGACAAGGACGACGAGGAAGAAGAGGAGGAAGAAGUGCCGGAAGAUUUGGCGCACUUGUCGAUUGCCGAGCAGCAGGUAAAGAUUAAGCUGCGUGCAGCGUACAUGAUGGCACUGGGCACGGCGCUCGUGCUGAUCUUUUCGGACCCGAUGGUCGACGUCUUGUCGGAAGUGGGGGCACGCACGGGCGUCCCGGCGUUUUACGUGUCGUUUGUAGUGGCGCCGCUGGCGUCGAACGCCAGUGAACUCAUUGCCGCGUACAACUACGCGCAGAAGAAGACGUCCAAGACGAUCUCCAUCUCGGUCUCGGCUCUCCUUGGAGCUGCCUGCAUGAACAACACGUUUUGUCUCGGGAUCUUCGCUGCGCUCAUGUCGUUCAAGGCAGGCGGUCUGGUGUGGCAGUUUUCGGCCGAGACGCUGUCGAUUUUGUUUGUCGAGUUUGCAGUGGGCUUUAUUGCCAUGAAGAAGACCCAGCGGCUCCUCGACGGACUCUUUGUGAUGCUCCUGUACCCGCUCUCGAUCCUUUUGGUCGUCGUGCUGGAGAAUGUAUUCGGCUUGGACUAG
Hyaloperonospora brassicae is the source of this 1722-nucleotide messenger RNA. NCBI's taxonomy places the organism in Eukaryota, Oomycota, Peronosporomycetes, Peronosporales, Peronosporaceae. The record is from the annotation of a GenBank genome assembly.